Messenger RNA from Manis pentadactyla (Chinese pangolin), 575 nucleotides. RefSeq names its product S100 calcium binding protein A2 (gene S100A2). Gene Ontology annotation, cellular component: cytoplasm. Lineage: Eukaryota; Metazoa; Chordata; Mammalia; Pholidota; Manidae. Gene Ontology annotation, molecular function: transition metal ion binding; calcium ion binding. The record is from RefSeq and is a predicted model, not a curated record. The transcript has 3 exons. The coding region runs from base 182 to 475 and encodes 97 amino acids. Gene Ontology annotation, biological process: endothelial cell migration.
AGGAGGGAGUGAGUGGGGGUGGCAGGUAGCCAGGCUGCAGAGGGAUCAAGUUAGGGCACGUUCAGUUUCCUUGAAAUGCCACGUUGGGGGCCUGUGGGGCUGACGUAUAAAUCCCCACUCUGGGCACCUGGCUCCUGGCUUUCUUUCCUGCGUUGCACUCUGCCUCCUGGUCCGAUCCAAGAUGUCCAGUCCCCUGGAGCAGGCGCUGGCUGUGAUGGUCACCACCUUCCACAAGUACUCCGGCCAAGAGGGUGACAAGUUCAAGCUGAGUAAGGGGGAGAUGAAGGAACUUCUGCACAAGGAGCUGCCCAGCUUUGUGGGGGAGAAGGUGGAUGAAGAGGGUCUGAAGAAGCUGAUGGGUGACUUGGAUGAGAACAGCGAUGAGCAGGUGGACUUCCAGGAGUACGCUGUUUUUCUGGCCCUUGUCACUAUCAUGUGCAACGACUUCUUCCAGGACUGCCCAGGCCGGCCCUGAAGCCACACUCCGGGUUCCCUGCCAUGGGUCUCGUAGGCCCAGGACAACUCUCGAUGCCUUUUAGUUUUGUACUGAAUAAAUUUCUUGUUUGUUGAUAAUA